Sclerotinia trifoliorum is the source of this 1336-nucleotide messenger RNA. Lineage: Eukaryota; Fungi; Ascomycota; Leotiomycetes; Helotiales; Sclerotiniaceae. The record is from the annotation of a GenBank genome assembly.
UCUCAAAACCAAAACACAAGAUAUUGAACGGCAUUUUACUUCUCUCGCAUUAUACUUCUUCCCAUCAUCCCUAUUAGCAGCAAUGAAUACUCUCCUACCAAAUCUUCAGAGAAACAGCUGACUCAAUUAUUUGUUCAAGAUCCAAACCUUUAGAGGAAAUAAUGUCCAAUAAAAGCAAGACCUCCGAUGAAAAGAAAGUCAAAUCUGCCAUUGAAAUACCAGCAUCAAAACCAAUUAAUAAUACACGUUUUCGCCGCUUCUUAGUGCUUGCUUCGAUUAAACUUGCUAGAAGAAUCCCUUACUGCCAUCAUCAUGGCAUUCUUAGCAUAUCUAGAGGAAUUUGCGUUAAAUACGGCGAAUUCAGGACUUUAGCAGAAGCUUCAGCCAUGAAAUUUAUUAGAGAAAACACAUCUAUUCCGGUGCCUAAGAUUUACUGUUCUUUUGUGCACAAGGGGACGACGUAUAUUGUCAUGGAAAGGAUACGCGGAAGUCCCUUGGUCCAUGGAUGGGUACAUCGGACGCCCGAGUCAAAGGCGAAGAUACUUUCUCAGAUUCGAGAGAUGGCCGCAGAGAUGCGCAAGUUGACUCCGAAAUCGUCAAGAAUUGGUAAUGUUGACGGUGGAAUAUUAUAUGAUGGGAGAAUCGAUGGUCCGGAACGAUUUGGGCCUUUCGAAAAUACUAAUGAGUUUCACCGGUACCUGCGGUCAGAUUUUCCAGCCCAUCCACAGAAUCCGGAGGGCGUCAAUGAGCUUAUAGAAUGGCACGAUGCCUCUUGGCUCGCUCCACCUGUCUUUACACAUGGUGAUUUAAGUAGUCUCAACAUUCUCGCAGACGGUGACAGAGUGGUUGGUAUCAUUGAUUGGGAAACUGCUGGUUGGUACCCAUUCUAUUGGGAGUACACAACAGCAAUGUACGUUAAUCCAUACAAUGAGUUUUGGAAAAAGGAGAUUGAUAAGUUUUUGGAUCCACUACCUACUGCGCAAGCUAUGGAGGAGGUUCGGCAAAAAUACUGGGGAGAUUAUUGAGUUGAAAACAUCAACACUCUGCAAAAGCUCAUUUUCGAUGUUUGGCUCAUGUUAUGAUUCAUUUUAAGACCUCAUCGCAUCAUCUUAUUUCAGGAUAUCUUUACGUCAGCGAAGAUGGCGGCUAGGUUGGUAAUUGCAAGGUCAUAAAUCUCUUUGAGAUAAUUUCUAUUUGGAGGGGUUUUCUUGAUUAUUAGCAAGGAGUUUUGAGUGUUUUAUUGAUGGCUUCUCUUUGAGGGAAGAUGGAGAAUUAGUCCGACAUGGCUGUUAUAUAGCUUUUAAUUAAUUGAAUUUGACAGUCUAAUGCUUUGGGG